Sitodiplosis mosellana (orange wheat blossom midge) is the source of this 1709-nucleotide messenger RNA. RefSeq lists its product as uncharacterized. Lineage: Eukaryota; Metazoa; Arthropoda; Insecta; Diptera; Cecidomyiidae. Gene Ontology annotation, cellular component: plasma membrane. The record is from RefSeq and is a predicted model, not a curated record. Gene Ontology annotation, biological process: detection of chemical stimulus involved in sensory perception of smell; sensory perception of smell. The transcript has 7 exons. Bases 1 to 1410 code for a protein of 469 amino acids. Gene Ontology annotation, molecular function: odorant binding; olfactory receptor activity.
AUGGCCUCCGGAAUGAUGAAAUUGAACUAUAACCCGAAUGCGUCAGGAUGGAGCCUGGAUAAUGGAUACACGAACCGAUUUGCGAAAGAAAAUUACACGUUUACAGCGGUUCAUCUAGGAUAUGUAUACCUAUUAUCGUUAUUGCUUAAAACUUAUGAACUCAACCUGGAUUAUACAUGCGGAGGAAUGGACCAGGGUUUUAAACUCACUGUAACUGCGCCAGGUGAAACGCUGACACCAUCACGAAAGUACACACGACUUCCGGUUUCAACCAAAACUGAGAUUAAGAUCUCUUCAAAAGUAAUCACCGCCUCAGAAAGAGUACGCGAAUUGUUCGUAUCGCUUGGAAUUUUUACCAUUCCAACAUUUUGCUUCUUCUUAUUCGAAGCCGUCACAUUCGCCGAUUAUGUCAAUUCAUUCUUCUUCACGUCAUGCGGACUUUUGGGCAUUUCAUUCAAUGCAACCCUUUUGUGGGAAAAAAGCAACGUCAAUCAACUUAUCGUUGAUUUAGAGGACACAUUCAAACAACGACGUCAACAAAAUCCAACGCUAGCAAAAGUCUAUGAUGACGCCAAGCAAGUGCUUGAAUCGCGGACGAAACUGAUCCACACAAUAAUGUUGCGCGCUUCAGUUCCAGUCAUUGUGCUUCAGUUUAUAUUGUGGUCGUUCAUUCAGUACAUUCGAUCGGAUUACUCCAAUGACUCGUUCCACUUGAUUUAUCCUUAUGUUGUCCCAUUCAACUGGAGAUCACCAUUUGGAUACAUGGCAAUUGUUCCAUUUCAACUCAUCGGCAUCCUUAGCUGUUCUGAAGUUUGUGUCAUUGUGCUUUGUCUUUUUACCGGUCUGUGCUUAGUGAUGACGACUUUUGUUUCGGACAUUGAAGCCAACUUGGACAUUAUGAAUGAAUACCUUCUCAAGGCCAACGAAUUGAAUUCGACGCAACAAAUUGAACUGAACAAUCGUCUUUAUACAAUCAUCAAAUUUCACUCGGAUGCGAAAGAAUCAGCGAUGAUGUUUAGUAAAACCUUCCGAAAAGCUAUUGCUUGCUAUUUCACUUAUGCAACGAUUAGCAUUUCAAGUUUACUUUUGUGCAUUAAUGAACUGCGAUCAGUAGCUGCAAUUCAACCGGCCGCUUGUUUGAAUGUGGUAUUAAUGUGGCUUUUUAUAUAUUGUUAUUUUGGCGAUGAGGUGACAAGUCGAUUCAAUGGCAUUGAAAUGAAAAACUACCUCUGCAAUUGGUACUUGUUACCAUUACCUCUACAGAAGUGUUUACCAAUUAUUAUAUUAUCAACUCAUAAAUCAAUCUUUCUGCGUGGUUUCGGAAGCACCUCAUGCACUCGUGAGUCAUUCACAAAGGUUGUAAACGUUGGAUUUUCGUAUUUCACAAUGCUACGCAGAUUAAGCAGCUAAAGACAUUCCGGAAUGUUAAGUUAACAUUAUGUUAACUGGUGCCGUUUUUUCAAUGAAUGGUUAAAUUUUAAGGGCAAGAUCUAGGCCAAGACUUGAAAUAUUGUGCACAAAUAUUAACUACUCGUUAGCCGUCUAUUAUUUUAACUGGAAUUCUGCACGUACUGUGAUUGGAAAUUCAAUCGAUUUUAGUUAAGUUUGAAGAAAUUCAAUCAAGUUGGCCAGUUUAGUCAUCCACACGUAUCAACUGUGAGUGUCUAGUGUUUGAAAUUCUAAGCAUAGUAUACUCAUUCCCAUUAAUA